Molecule: messenger RNA, 3700 nt
Organism: Octopus sinensis (East Asian common octopus)
Lineage: Eukaryota; Metazoa; Mollusca; Cephalopoda; Octopoda; Octopodidae
Product: RNA-binding protein lark-like
Exons: 1
Coding region: 1859-2740 (293 amino acids)
Cellular component (GO): nucleus
Molecular function (GO): zinc ion binding; mRNA binding
Source: RefSeq, a predicted model, not a curated record
UAAGUGGCGGAUCCCACAGCCCCCAAAAGUAAAAAGAAAUACAAUGCCUUCGGUUAUAGGUGUCCCUGAGUCAGGGAUGACUUAGUGAGAAAUAGCAACAAUAACAACGACAUAGUAAACAAAUAGCAAUUAAGGAAUCGGAAAGAUUAUAAUGUUGAAGAUGCGUUCUACGUCACCAUUAUUUGUGUUCCAAAGCGGAAGCGGGACCAUUUCGUAUAAGGAAACUGUGGUAGAAGGGAGCGACAAUUACUCGCUUGAAUUUUUUUCGCCGUCUCGCUAACGGUUUGCUUCUAUAUUCUGUUGUUUGGCUUUGCACAAAGUAUAACGUAACCAUAAAUAUUAUAUAAUACAACAAGUAGUUGCAUGUGUGUGCGAUUAACUGCUGUGGAACUGCUGUCUUUUCUUUUUAAGGGAUGACUGCUUGUCUUUUCGUUUUCAGGAGAAAAAGCAGGAAGCAGAACAAGUACAAACACAUACAAGUUACGCACAAAUUAUAAACUUACACACACACAUUUAUAUAUAUAUACAUACAUAUAUAUACAUACAUAUAUACAUACAUAUAUAUAAUGCAUUACGUCUAAAACCAAAUACGUAUAUGAUAUAUAUAUAUAUAUAUAUACAUAUAUAUGCAUAUGUAAGGGCGACUGAUCAAUUUUGUCAUCACUAUUCAGUUUGAAAUCUCGCGGUAUUCGUAUUCUUCUUAAUAUUCUUAUUUUUAUUAUCAUUGUUGUUACUUAAAAUAUCUGUUUCACCGUUACAAUUCAUCUAUGAAAUAAUCAGAUUCGGAAAAAAAAAAAAAUGAGAAGCAAUAACAACAGGUCGUUAUUACACACGAACCUAUUUUCUAAUUUUUACAUUUCUAAAUGACACCGCUUUGAUUUGAAUAUCCAUCUCAUUACCUUAUAUUUAAUUUCCUUUUCGUUUAUUGGAGACGAUAAGUAGAACACAUAUCAGGAAUGCCCUUGGUGAAUGAAAUAACAUUGCAAAGUAUUUCUUUAAAGAAGAAAGAAAAGAAUUAUAAACGUUUUAUGCCGUGUAACACACGUCUUUGAUGUCGUGGAGUUAAUGCCGGUUGAGCUCAUACUGAACAUUUACAAUCGUUUUGGAAAUAGAUGGCCCUCUUUGCACAAAUUCGUGUAAUACAGUAACAAAAAAGUUUGUGAUUAUUUGAUCUUUCUUUAUAACAAACUCUUAAAGUCGAACUUACAGUUAUACAACUGUAACUUCUAUGUGUGUGUAUAUAUAUACAUAUAUAUAAUUAUACCGAAAUAAUACGUAAUAAGCGAAACUUCGAAACACACGUAUUUCUACUGAUUAAAAUUAUUAAUUGAUUGUAUUAGACAACACAAAUGACUUGAAGCAAUUUCAGAAUUACCACCAGGAUCGUAGCUGUUGAUGUCUGUCUGUAUUUUCGAAAUUUGAAAUCUGCACCAAUUUCCAGAAAUCCGGAAGUAAAUUGUUGGAUAAAGUUCCACGAAACCUCGUAUCAAACGUUUUGGAAACCUUGCUUGUACUAACAAACGUGAAGAACAUCAAUUGUAUUCGCUCAAACACGUGUAUGUUGUUAUUUAUAAUGUCUAUAAGUUGAUAGUAUUUUCUUUUAAAUUGACAUUGUGUGUAUGAUACGUAUAAAGUGUGUAUAUACCUACCUAAUUUAUAUAACCGAUUCAUCUACUUAUUGGUAACCAAAACGUCUCUGAAAACGUGAGUUCGUAUCUCGCUUCUGUCAAGGUAAUUUUGUUACACCACACACACACACACAUAUUUGUGUGGUUCUGUUUUUAAAACUGCAUAAUAUAUUGUAGAGACCACAACUCGUGUUAUGUGUUAAAAACUAUAUGUAUGUAAUUCGUGAAUUAUGCCACGCACCACAAAAUUAUAUGUUGGCAACUUGCCCAAGGGCAGCAGUGAGAAAUCAGUAUGGGACCUCUUCGCCAAUUAUGGUGAAGUCGUUGAAUGUGACAUUAUCAAAGACUUUGGAUUCGUCCACUUUACUGAAAGCACAGAUGCUAUGAAAGCUGUUGAAAAUCUAAACAAUAAAGACUGGAAUGGCUCAAUCCUCAAGGUACAACCGUCCCACAGUAAAGUACACGCCAAACCUGGAAUGGGCAACCGUGGUGAAUGCAUUCGAUGUGGUAAAACUGGGCACUUAUGUAGGGAUUGCCCUUCAGUUCGUGCUCGAGAUUUCAGAAGUGGAGAUUUACAUGAAAAAACGUGCACCACUUUAAGUAAUAUUUCUAAAGAAAUUAAUGCUAUGAAUGGAAGUAUUGAUGGUCUUUACUCAUUUCUAAGUAGAUAUCGAGAGAACAGUUACAAGGAAUCUCUUGGGAAUAACUACUCUCAAACAAAUCCCGCUCAGGAUUGGCUUGGAAAGAAUGCUGAUGGUGACCAAAACCGGCGCCAGAACCACAGCAACAACGAUAACUACAACAGUAAGAAACAGAGUCCUUAUUCCAACAACUACCCACCACCAUCUAUGGCUGCAAGUCGUUUCCGACACCAACCAUAUCCUAGAGCCAGUGAGAGACGGUCUGCAUCAUCUUCAUUAUCAUCGAUGUCUGACAGUAAGCGCCGACUCCCAUCAUUGUCAUCCUCACAUUCACUAUUGUCUUCUCGCCCUGGUCGUAACAGCAAUAACCGUGAUAUGAACCCCUUUUUCCGACCACCACCUGAAUAUUAUGAACGUCGGAGGAGCAAGACAGUUGGCAGCACACAAUUUGCUCGAUCUCGUGAACAUUAACAACAAACAGUAUUUUAUAUAAAUUUGUAUAUGCUAAGAAAGGUGAUAUGUUUUAAAUCCUUCAUCAUUGAACUCGCUCAUGGACAAAGUUUUACAAUUUCAAAGUGGAUUUGAGUGGGGAGGAAGUAAUUAUAACUGAAAAAUUAAAAAAAAAAAAACCUGCAAAAGAAAUAAUCAAAAUAUUUCAAAAUGUAUAUCAUUGCUUUAGAAUGUGUAAUGCAUGUUUUAAUUUUUUUUUCUUUUCUUAGCAAAUCUAUUUUAAGAAUUUAGAGAUCUUAAGUGACCCAACUUCUUAACACCUAGAAUCCUACUUAGCAAUUUGAAUUUAUUAUACAAGUUAACAAAGUCUAGUAGAUUUAUUCAGUAUUGAACAUUUCUUUUUUUCUUUCAGGCAAGUACCACACUGGCCUGACCAUUUUAUUAUGAGGUUAUUCCCUUCCAAAACUGGCACAAAUGAUAACAAUUGCUACUACUAUCCAUUCUAGCAUUGAAGAAUUGAUUUGAAUGAAAAUGUUGAGUGAUUUUGAGGAGUGGGUGUGAGAGUGUAUAUUUAGUGUUUCUUUGACAUGGGCGAGCAUAAAUAAUUAUUUAAAUUAAAUUAUGACAACCUGUUUCCGAUGGUUUAUACAGGUGACAUAUUAACUAUAUAUGAAUGUAAUUAAAUAACAUUGGUGCUUUAUGUAUGUAUCUAUAUAUUUCGACAUGUGUGUAUAUAUAUGUAUAUAUAUACACAUGCAUAAAUUCAUACUCUCAGUACAAUGGUUGUGAACUGAAGAUGUUGGGCUUUUGACCACUUUUGAUCAUAAGCUAUUACUGUCAUUGUAUUGUUUCUGAGCAAGGCACCUAACUCUAGUUUUUCUAGUUUGUCAGGUUAAACAAAAUGCAGGUCCCAUAUUUAACUACACUAUAAAUGAGUGGUUAGCAGUACAAAGGAUAUCAAAUUAUGAAUUUUAUUUUUAU